Molecule: messenger RNA, 1703 nt
Organism: Macadamia integrifolia
Lineage: Eukaryota; Viridiplantae; Streptophyta; Magnoliopsida; Proteales; Proteaceae
Product: metal transporter Nramp3-like
Exons: 3
Coding region: 106-1488 (460 amino acids)
Biological process (GO): metal ion transport
Cellular component (GO): membrane
Molecular function (GO): cadmium ion transmembrane transporter activity; manganese ion transmembrane transporter activity
Source: RefSeq, a predicted model, not a curated record
UGACCAAUCGUUCAUCUAAAAGAAAAGAAAGGUUCUGUUCCAUCUUCUUCAUCCUUCUCUCCAUAGCUUAUUCCUUCCAAAAAUCCAAGUUUUAAUCAACUGAAAAUGCCUGCUAAAUAUUCACAACAACUGAGAGAAGAGGAAGAAGCGACGGGAAGCUUAUUACCCACUCGAUCUCCCGAUUCUGAAGAAGAAAAAGAUGACACAGAGACAGCUUUCGAGUCCAGUGAGAAGGUUGUGGUAGUGGGUGUCGACGAGAGUGAGAGCAUCCAAAACAAGGAUUUUUCUACAGUUCCACCCUUUUCAUGGAAGAAAUUAUGGUUGUUUACGGGGCCAGGUUUCCUCAUGAGUAUUGCUUUCCUCGAUCCUGGAAACCUUGAAGGAGAUCUCCAGUCGGGAGCUAUCGCGGGUUAUUCUUUGUUGUGGCUAUUGAUGUGGGCUACCAUCAUGGGACUUUUGAUUCAGAUGUUGUCGGCUAGGCUUGGUGUCGCCACGGGCCGGCACUUAGCGGAGCUCUGUAGGGAGGAGUACCCGUCAUGGGCGGGCUACCUUUUGUGGAUUAUGACGGAGCUGGCCUUGAUUGGGGCUGAUAUUCAGGAGGUUAUUGGCAGCGCUAUUGCCAUCAAGAUUCUCAGCAAUGGAAUUCUUCCGCUCUGGGCUGGGGUUGUCAUUACAGCUUCUGAUUGUUUCAUCUUUUUAUUCCUUGAGAACUAUGGAGUGAGGAAGCUGGAAGCCGUUUUUGCAGUUCUCAUCGGAACAAUGGCAAUUUCAUUUGCCUGGAUGUUUGGCGAGACCAAACCCAGUGGAAAGGAACUUCUAAUAGGUGUUGUGGUUCCAAAAUUGAGCUCGAGGACAAUACGCCAAGCCGUUGGUGUUGUAGGUUGUGUAAUCAUGCCUCACAAUGUGUACUUGCAUUCUGCUCUUGUACAAUCAAGGAAGGUUGAGACCCACAAGAGAGGCCGGGUCCAAGAGGCCCUUAAUUACUAUACCAUUGAGUCCACUGCUGCCUUAGCCAUCUCCUUCAUGAUCAACCUCUUUGUUACAACUGUUUUUGCAAAGGGAUUUUAUGGUACAGAUAAAGCUGAUAGCAUAGGCCUAGUAAAUGCGGGACAGUAUCUCCAAGAGAAGUAUGGACGAGGAAAAUUCCCAAUUCUCUACAUCUGGGGUAUUGGGUUAUUGGCGGCUGGGCAGAGUAGUACCAUCACAGGGACUUAUGCAGGUCAGUUUAUCAUGGGAGGUUUCCUCAAUCUCCGUUUGAAGAAAUGGUUGCGAUCCUUGAUCACAAGAAGCUUCGCUAUCGUCCCGACUAUAAUUGUUGCCCUUGUGUUUGACUCAUCUGAAUCUACAUUGGAUGUUCUUAAUGAAUGGCUUAAUGUCCUUCAAUCGGUUCAGAUUCCUUUUGCCCUUAUUCCCCUGCUUUGCUUGGUCUCCAAGGAAGAGCUAAUGGGAUCCUUUAAGAUUGGUCGUACUCUCAAGGUGAGAUGCUAGCCUAUUAUUUGGUACUAUCUUUGUUUUUUUGAUAAGCUAUUCCAUUCUAUGAUGUCAAUCCAUGACUUGGAUCGCUGUUACUUUGGGUAAACAUUAAUUGUAUUUCUAGAGAUCUUGUCACUUUGAUUGACAUGGUUGACAUUGAUCCUAAAUCCUAGCAGUAUUUGGAUCAUGUGCAUUCAAUUGCUUCAGUAGAAAUUGUAUCUAUAUUUGCA